Molecule: messenger RNA, 1991 nt
Organism: Olea europaea var. sylvestris
Lineage: Eukaryota; Viridiplantae; Streptophyta; Magnoliopsida; Lamiales; Oleaceae
Product: ankyrin repeat-containing protein BDA1-like
Exons: 2
Coding region: 256-1713 (485 amino acids)
Molecular function (GO): protein binding
Source: RefSeq, a predicted model, not a curated record
UAUAGGUUCAAUAUCUUGUAGGAAUUUGUCCAAAUAAAUAAUUUUUUUUUUCCAAAUUCCAAUAUGUCAAAUCCAAUAGCAUCGUACAAAGACCCGUUCGAAACCUUAUAAAAUAUCCGCUGGACUUUUCAACCAUUAGAAGAAAAAUGCAAUAAUACUAUUUGUACAAUUUUAUCGACCACAACUGUCAACAACUGUAGUACAAAUGUAUAUAAAUAUGAUAAAUCUUGAAAGGUUCUCGCAUUGUCGUAGGAGAUGGAGACAUUAGAAAAUAUGCUUUUUGAAGCAGCAUCUCAAGGAAAUGUUGAUACUUUGAAGAAACUGGUUCAAGAGGAUCCAAUAAUUCUUGAUAGAGUUAUAGUUAAUAGUUUCUCCGAUACUCCUGUGCACAUAGCAGCAAUAUUAGGACAUAGCGACUUUGUGAUGGAAAUCUUAAGACGAAGACCUGAAUUUGCACGAGAAUUGAAUUUAUGUCAGUCAUCGCCUCUUCAUUUGGCAUCAGCUAAAGGUUAUAUCGAGUUAGUUAGAGUUUUGUUAUCGGCCAAUCCCUUGAUGUGCCUAGUUCGUGAUAGAAAUGGGCUGACUCCUCUCCAUCUGGCGGCAAUCAAAGGCCGGAUUGAAGUCGUGAAAGAGUUGGUUCAAGCAAAACAUGAUGCAGCUCGAGUGAUCAUGGGUCAAGGGCAAACUAUUUUGCAUUUGUGUGUGAAGUACUAUCAGAUUGAGGCCUUAAAGCUUUUAGUGAAUACCAUUAGAGAUCAAGAUUUCACAAAUUGCAAAGAUAGCGACGGAAACACUAUCUUACACUUGGCAGUGGCUGAUAAGCAAGAUGAGACUGUUAACUUUUUGCUUAUGGAGUCUGCAACGGAAGUUAAUGCUCAAAAUCUUCGUGGGAUGACAGCAAUGGAUGUUCUGAUUCAUAGUCGAAGAGAUGUGAGGGAUGAUGAAAUUGAAGAAACUUUGAAACGUGCUGGAGCAUUUGGAUCAAUGGAAAAAAAAUCAUUAGUCCAAAUUAAUCGUAAUAUAGGUAGUCCAGGCUUGAAUUUGUCCUUUGACCACUUUGAUUUUUCCUCAAAUGUGAAGGGGAACCGUAGGAAAAAGAUGUUUAAACAGAAAGACGAUUGGUUGGAGAAAAAACGAAGUGCAUUAAUGGUGGUGGCUUCUUUAAUUGCAACCAUGGCAUUUCAAGUCGGAGUUAACCCUCCAAGCAUACUAGUGCAAGAUAAUAAAACUGUUAACUCACAAAGUACUCUUGCAUUAAUACCUCAAUCUUACGAGGUAUUAGAAUCUAUUUUCAUCCUUAAUCAUCUGAAAUUAUAUGGACCAUUCUUGAUUGCUAAUACAACAGGACUCAUCGCGUCACUCAGUAUCAUAUUAUUGUUGAUGAGUGAUUUACCAUUAAAGAGGAGAUUAGUUAUGGGAAUUUUGAUGGUGAUCACAUGGAUUGCAAUUACAGCAGUUGCAUUGACUUAUCUCAUAUCAAUAAUUGUAGUAACACCAGAGGAAGAAAGAGAAAAAAAAUCAUAUGUUCUUGUAGUUGGGUUUGCAGUUGUUACAUGGGUUGGCCUCAUUGUUCUCCUACUCAUUGGACACACGAUUCGGUUGAUAAUCAAGAUGAUUAGGUUGAUAAUCAAGAUGGUACGAAAGUUAAUAAAAUGUUCGAGCCCAAAAGAAAGGAUUCGAGGCUCGGGAAUUCCAAGUCAUGGAGCUGUUUAAGGAGUUGUUAUGCUAUGUCUAGUAAGUUGGAGAAAACAAUAUUGAACAGUAAUAAGAUUGAAACUGUUUACUCUAGUGUCUAGUCAUCUUCAGUACUAUAAAUAAAACACACCUUAAUCAUUUGCAUUAUAAAUAUUUAAUGUAUGACUAUGUUGUAAUUUCAUUCCAGUUAUUGCAUAUCACAUAAGGUCUAUGUGAUAUACAAAUAUAAUCUUAUUUUAAUCCAUCAGUAGAAUAUAAUUUCUCUCCAUAGACCAUAUUUUCUUUAUUCUAACAUG